AUGGGCGCCCGACCCGCACAGGCGCGCCGCACCGCCGCCGCCGCCGGCCCCCGCCGCCUGCUGGUGACGUGCAAGCAGCAAAACGUGCUGGUGGUGGGCAGCGGUGGCCGCGAGCACGCGCUGGCCUGGAAGAUGGCGCAGUCGCCAACGUGCGGCACGCUGUAUGUGGCCCCCGGAAACGCCGGCACACAGUUGGAGCCGAGCAUGGUGACCCUGCCGCAGCUCAACACGUCAAACCACCAGCAGGUCAUUGACUUUUGCCGCGAGAAGGGUGUGGACUUUGUGAUGGUGGGGCCCGAGCAGCCGCUGGUGGAGGGGAUGGUGGACGCGCUCACCGCAGCAGGCAUCACCGCAUUUGGGCCGACCGCAGCCGCAGCGCAGCUUGAGGGCUCCAAGGCAUUCAUGAAGAACAUCUGCAGGAAGUACAACAUCCCCACAGCGCAGUACGAGACCUUCACCAACCCCGCUGACGCCAAGGCCUUCAUCACGCAGUGCGGCGCCCCCAUCGUGGUCAAGACCAGCGGCCUGGCAGCAGGCAAGGGCGUGAUUGUGGCCCAGACGCUGGAGGAAGCGUACCAGGCGGUAGAUGACAUGAUGGUCAACAACGCAUUUGGCUCUGCGGGCGCCACCGUUGUGGUGGAGGAGUUCCUGAGCGGCGAGGAGGCUUCCUUCUUUGCGUUCAUUGAUGGCGAGAACUGCAUACCUUUAGUGGGGGCGCAGGAUCACAAGGCGGUGGGCGAGGGUGACACGGGCUUGAACACCGGCGGCAUGGGCAGCUACUCUCCCGCACCUGUGCUGACGCCCCAGAUUGAGCGGCAGGCAAUGGAGCAGCUGGUGUACCCCACCGCACGAGGCAUGUGCGCCGAGGGCACCCCCUUCCGCGGCGUGCUGUUUGCGGGGCUCAUGAUCAAGGAAGGCCAGGCCAAGCUGUUGGAGCACAAUGUGCGGUUUGGCGACCCUGAGUGCCAGUCCCUGAUGGUGCGGCUGCAGUCCGAUUUGCUCGAGUCGAUGCUGGCACAGUGCCGCGGCGAGCAGGUCAAGCUGGAGUGGAGCGCUGACCCUAGCUUGACGGUGGUGCUGGCGGCCAAGGGUUACCCGGGGCCAUAUAGCAAGGGCGGCGCCAUCCACAACCUGGAGGCCGUUACCGGCGCCAAAGUGUUCCACGCUGGCACAUCCAUGAAGGAUGGGCAGGUGGUGUCCACAGGUGGCCGCGUCCUGGGUGUGACCGCCACUGGCAAGGAUGUGCUGGAGGCGCAGCAGAAGGCGUAUGCGGCGGUGGACACAAUCGCCUUCCCAGACGGCUUCUGCCGUCACGAUAUUGGCUGGCGGGCGGUGGCGCGGCUGCGGGCGGAGCAGGCUCGAUAGCUCACUCCUGCCUGCCAUUUCAAGCGGCGUUGUGAUCCCAAUUUUGGCCUGUGACACUGUGUACUGACUUCUGAGUUAUUUGCUCCCUGUGAAAUGCACGCCGGUGGC
This is a messenger RNA of Chlorella variabilis, 1473 nucleotides long. RefSeq lists its product as hypothetical. Gene Ontology annotation, biological process: purine nucleobase biosynthetic process. The coding region runs from base 1 to 1365 and encodes 454 amino acids. The record is from RefSeq and is a predicted model, not a curated record. NCBI's taxonomy places the organism in Eukaryota, Viridiplantae, Chlorophyta, Trebouxiophyceae, Chlorellales, Chlorellaceae. Gene Ontology annotation, molecular function: metal ion binding; phosphoribosylamine-glycine ligase activity; ATP binding. The transcript has 10 exons.